AUGGAAAUGCAGGUCAGACAGAGUGUUAAGGAGGAAGAAGAUCAGAGUGCAAUUCACUCAUUUCUUGAAGCACUUCCUAAAGCUGGUUUGACUUUACAUGUGGCUGAUGGACCUUUAGGAGAGUUUAUGAUGAAAUGUUGUCCAGUAACUAAAAUAAUGUCAAAGUAUGCUACUCUGCAAGAAAAUAUUCUUUUUGCUGAUAUUGUUGGAUUCACAGUGUUGGCCUCUCAGUGUACUGCUCAGGAACUAGUUAGAUUGUUGAAUGAGUUGUUUGGAAGGUUUGACCAAUUAGCAAAUGAUAAUAAUUGUCUUCGGAUCAAAAUUCUUGGAGACUGUUAUUAUUGUGUUAGUGGACUUCCAGAAGCUUGUGCGGAUCAUGCUCGUUGUGCUGUGGAGAUGGGUUUGGACAUGAUAGAUGCUAUUGCGUCAGUAGUGGAAACCACAGAUGUACAAUUGAACAUGAGAGUAGGUAUUCAUACUGGAAGGGUGCUCUGUGGAGUUCUGGGCCUGCACAAGUGGCAGUAUGAUGUGUGGAGCAAUGAUGUAACAUUGGCCAACAGCAUGGAGGCAGGUGGUGAGCCUGGGAGAGUCCACAUCACCCAAGCUACACUAGAUUUUCUUCAUGGAGAGUAUGAAGUUGAACUUGGUCAUGGGGCAGACAGGAACAUCUACUUGCGGGAACACAAUAUUAAAACAUACUUUAUUAUACCUCCUGCUCAGCGGAAAAAGCCUCUGCUGUUCAACACACUUCAGGUGUGCCACUUAGCAAGCUCAUCCCGUAGAAAGCUGUCCUUCAGAAAUGUAUCAAAUGUGGUAGUUCAGCUUCUCCACUCCAUCAAGUACAGCAUGGAUGUUCCUUUCUCCAAUAUAACUGCUAUGCCAUCAACUACUGAUAAACAAAGUUCAAAGAAGGCAAAAAUGACUGAUAAAAUCAGGAAACCAUUCAAAAAAAGGCAUUCUUCAGUUUAUCAUCAGCCAACAAAUCGGGUUAACAAGUACUUGGCCCAAGCCAUUGAGGCUAGAAGUAUAGAUAUGGAGAAAGCUACUCAUGUCAAUAUUGUAACACUUGGUUUCAAAUCAAAGCAGAAAGAAAAACAGUAUCAAGAAGAAAAAGACCAUGGGUUCACCACUAGCAUGGCUUGUACCCUAGUAAUUUUGUUGUGUGUGGGUUGUUUACAGGCUAUUAUAUUGCCUAGGACACUUCUUUUGGUGAUUCUGUUUGCAAUUGCUUUUCUCUGGAUAUCAGCUCUUUUUGUUUUAUUACUGGCUGCUCGAACAAAGUGUAUUUCCUGGGAUAUUAACCGAGCAUUUCUUUUCCGACUUGUUAUAACCAUUUUUACUGUAGUUUUGGUGUAUUCUGUUGCUCAAGUCAAUGUGUUUUCCUGUUUCAACAAACCCGUGUGUGUUUUAUCAACAACAAAUGUGACCCAAGCACCUUUGACAUCUGACCAUCGAUCAUGUCCACUACCACAGUAUAUAUACAUCAGCUGUUGUUUAACAUUCUUUCCUGUUGUUGUUUUUCUCCAACUUCCCAUCCUCCUCAAGGGAGCACUGUUGCUGCCAAUGGCUACAAUUUUUCUUCUAGUGAUAGAAGUGACUCAUACAUCAUUAUUUGAUUGUUAUGAUUUACAAACAGGAUCAGAUGUUCCUCUCCACAUCAUUGGAAUAGUAGCCAUUGUCCAUUUCUUGCUUGCAGUGCUGAUACAGGGGCGUCAAGUGGAAUGGACAGCUAGGUUAGACUUUCUUUGGAACACCCAGGCUUAUGAAGAGAAGUGUGAAAUGCAUAAACUACAGAACAGCAAUAGUCGUAUUUUAUUCAACCUGCUUCCAACUCAUGUUGCUACUCACUUCUUGGACAAUCAGUUUAGAAACAAUAUGGACUUGUAUCAUCAGUCAUACAGUAAAGUAGGAGUGAUGUUUGCUACUAUCCCAAAUUUUCAUGAAUUCUACAUAGAACUUAAUGCUAAUAAUCAAGGUGUAGAAUGCUUGAGACUUUUGAAUGAAAUAAUUGUGGACUUUGAUGAGCUUUUGGAUGAAGAUAGGUUUUGCAUGAUUGAUAAAAUUAAAACUAUAGGAAGUACUUAUAUGGCAGCAGUUGGACUGAUACCUGAAUACCGUAUUUCUGAAGAUAACCAUGUCACGGGAGCUCAGUGCUUGUCUACUUUAGUUGAUUUGGUCUUUGCUAUGAAAGAAAGACUGGCCAAUAUUAAUCAAAAUUCUUAUAACAAUUUCAUGCUACGAGUAGGUUUAAGUGUUGGACCAGUUGUAGCAGGUGUAAUUGGUGCAAGAAAACCACAGUAUGAUAUCUGGGGUAAUACUGUGAAUGUAGCCAGUCGUAUGGAUAGCACAGGACUCCCAAACCACACACAGGUUACAGAAGAGGUAUUUCAACUUUUGAAGAACUAUCCAUACAUCUUUCAGUGCCGAGGACAGGUUACUAUAAAGGGUAAAGGAGAAAUGACAACCUAUUUUCUGGUGGAUAAAAAGUCACAAGAGGAUGGAAACCCGAGUCAGCAAUCUCCAGGUUAUAAUGAGCUCACUAUGCCUGGUUCAAGUACUGGUAUUCCUGGGGGAGUACCGACACCUCUCAGUAUGGUUGCUCAAAGUCUCCGUCAGGCUGCAGAAAUAGUUGGUUCUAGAUCCAACAGUGUCUCAAAUACACCACAAAUAAGAAAAUCACAAGGUUAUCAACAGAUGAAACCUCAUGAUGUGAUUAUGUCUGAUAGUCCAAGACUUCCUGUUUUCAGGUUACUUCCUUGUGACACUCAGUUAUCCAGUGAACCUUCUGAGCUGAAUUUGCAUGAAUGUACGCCACCCUAUUCUCAACCCAAACCAAUCAUUGGUAAUACACCACCAAAAUCUUACUCACAAUCCCGACCUCGCCAACCUCGUUCUGAGUCUCGAGACACAACUCCUAGCUCCCAGAAACAAGCAUCAAUUAAAAGAGGUGACCCAUGGGAUAGCCUUCGACAGCUAGGAAACAGUGUACCUCCUCCUUCUUGCAGUAUACCAAAGUCAAUGAGUUGCAGAAGUGAAACUCCACCCAAAAGCUACUCUGAUUCAAAACCAUCAAAAUCCUCCAUUUCCCCUCAGGAGACAUUGGUAUUUCCUCCCCCACCUCCAAUUUCUCCAGAAGGUGAGCAAGAUUUGAUACAGAUGAAGGAUUCACCAAUGUUUAAUGCACAAUCUUUAAAUAUAAGUAUAUUCAAACAUAGUUCAGAUAGUCUUCUUGAUCAAGACCAGUCAUCUGUUCAGCCUUCUUCAGUGGAAACAUCAUCACUGAAUCGAUCAUCAUCAACAUCUAGUGAAAGUUUUACUCAGACAGGCUUUACAACAUCAGGUAUAGAGACACCAUCUCCAUCUCCUGCUUUCAGGCAUCUUGCUUCUUCUAAUAUGUUAUGGGUAUACCCUCUUCAGGGUUCUAUUGUUGAAAAUUCUCCCUGUCAAUCCAAAGAGAUUCCUAAACCAAGUAUUUUCUCCUCAAGAGAAAGUAUUCUCUCUAAAGAAGACAAAAACCUUCCUGAAGUUGGUCAAUCACCAUCACAUGAAUCUUUUAUGACAAAAAUACCGAAUGCUGAAAGGAAUGAUCAACUUGUUACACGCAAGUUGGAAGAUAAUACUGAUGAAGCAUUACUCAAAAUGCCAAAAAUUGGUAAUUAUUUUGCUAAAAUUCAAGGGAAAAGGAUGGAUGAGGCUCAUCUGAGAAGUUAUCCACCUAAGGGAUACAACACUUCACUUUUACAAAGUUUAUCAUCUGGAAGGUCAGUAUCUAGUGCUAACAUUGGACCAGCUGACCUUCCCCAGAGACAGAAUCUCACAAAAGAAGCUUCUAAAAACAAACAAAAUGGAAAUGAUUAUGAUAAAUCAGCUUUAUUUAAAACUUCUUCAAAACAAGACUCUGUAUCUACACAAACUGAUUUCCCAAGAAAACAUUUAGGACUGAAAUUUCCUUCAAAAGUGUGCUCUAGAACUUGGAAACAAGAAUUAAACUCUAGAUGUGAUGAAAGAAAGAAGCAGAACCACAAAGUUCAAACAACAAAACAAGAUGAUUCAAACGUCCAAGUACCAUCUUCUAUAGGUAUUUGGAAAAAGACACCAGAUAUAGUUGGCAUACCUCUUCAGGAACUCCAGAAGGUAAAUGAGGUUCUUGCAGAGUUUGGUGAGGCAAAUCUUCCUCAAGGACAAAAAAGGGGAGGAUCAGGAAAACAACUUUUAAAAGAUAAGCUUAAUUAUAACUCUAUAACCACAAGACAAGAAGUCAAAGAACCUGGAAAGCAACAAAGUAGUGAUAUUUCUUUGCAGGAAAGAAAAAAUCUUAUUGGUCUUCAUUUUAAUCCUGUUGAAAAGAAAAUGACCUUAAGCAUACCAUCUCCAUCUACCUGUUUGAAGCAAUUGAAGUCUCAGCAUGAAGAAAAUGACACUUUGAGAGGAAGGAAAAUUACACAAAACUUGAAUUUUAUGGCAUUAGAUUAUGAAGAAAAUAAGCUUCCCAGUCAUUAUUCUACUCAAAAGGAAGAUCUCAGUGAACCAGAGUAUGUAAAUAUUGACACUGUCACUCCAAUCAGCAGGGACAACAGACCACAGCAACAAUUUUCUAAGAAGCAGCAAGAUUUGGCAUCAGAAUCUGAAGAUAUUGAUUUGGAUUAUAGUGACAGGGAAGAAGAUUAUGAUGAUGACCGUUUAGCUGAACUUCCUCUGAUAGAUGAACAGGGGUAUUGUACAGAUGAUCCAGCCUUAGAAAAUAUCUCUGUCAUGAAUGAGCAGGGCCUUACAGAUGCAGAAGGUGCUCUUAGUGACCUAAAUUCAAUUUUCAAUGAUCCUGGACAUGAUGGAGAUACAGAUGACACUAGUGUGUCCUCACAAGCAAGUAGCCAUAUGCUUGACAGUGAUCAAGUAUUGAGUAUUGACUCAAUGAACGUCAUGUAUGACUCAGAAUAUGAUAACUAUCGUCCAGGCAUUACAAGUGAUGAUGAUAUUUUCCACCUUGACCCAACUAUCGAUGCUGACCCAGAUUAUUUUGAUGAUGCAAGUGUUGAAAAUAUACGCUCUCUAACCAGUACCAUAGCAAAAAACUUUGGACAGCCAUCUGUUAGUGAGAAUGAAGGCAGUGAAGAAAGCUGAUUACAUGCACUUAAUAACCAUGUUUCACUUGAAACAUAACUAAAAUGUUGUAAAGGUCACAUAAUUAAUUAUUUUCUUUCUAAAGAGAAAAAUGUGCAUAUUAUUUUAAUUGAUUAUAUUUUUAUUAAUGAUUUAUUUAAUGCUGCAUUUAGAUGAUUGCAGAGAUAGAUCAUGGACAACAUAUUCAUUAAAAACAACUUCAGUUUCUAAAAGAAAUUGUUUUACAAUAGUAGUAGUAGUGGAAUCAGCAGUGCAGCUAAAAGAGGUUUCCAAGUUGUGUCCAUUCAGCCCAUUCCAGAUUUAGUCUGUCUUUAUUUUUACAUGAAAUACUUUACCCUGUGAAAAAUCAGUAUUUGUUAUUUUUCACUACUCAAGAAGUAUUAUUAUUAUUUUCUGGUGUGAAUCUCAAAGAUGUAAUUCGUUUUUCUUAUAAGCCAUUACUGCUACUUCUGUUCUUUUGUGCUUCUAUACAGUUCAUCAAUACUAUUAACAGACAGGAUCAUAGGUUGACUUCAUGUGUUGGUGGAGUUAGCUGCAUCUUUAUAUCCUUUUGUAAUGUAACUAGAGAAAGUUUUAAAAAAGAUGUAUCACGACAUAAUAUGAGAAUUGAACCUUUGGAAUAUCUGAAGGCUUUAUAAGGAACACCAUGGAAUUUAUUCAGAACUCUUUUAUCAAGAUAAAUGAACAUGUGUAGAACUUAAGUUCAUGAAACUUACAUUAAUCCAGUUCUCUGUGGUUGUAAGAAGUUAAUUGAUAUAAAAAUGCGAAUUUGAUAUUACACCUAUAUUAUGAGUGGAGAUCCACACUGCCAUGUGAUAAUGUACUUUUAGCAUUUAUCCAUCACUGGUGCUAUAUUACCAGGUAAGGCUUCCUUAACAGUUACAUGGUCUUAAAGACCUUGUAGAUGUCUAUUAUAGAAUUCGGAAUGUAAGUGCAGGCUUGACAUUUUUGUGUAAAUUCUGAUUAUGUAUUCUGAUAUGAAUAAAUUUUCUAUAUAAAGAGGAUGCAUAGAGCACUGUAUCAACAGUAUUUUACAUAUUUGACAUUCUGUAAAAUAAGAAGGCAGAAAUAAUCACUUUCUCAUAUGAAAAAGGAAAAAUUUUGGAUUAUUAUGAAUAGCAGAAAUGUUCAACAAAAUUAAGAUUGCAUUACAGUUAACUGCAGUUUGAAGUAGGAGGAAUGACUAAUAUUUUGGCUAGACAAUAAAAAGCACUUCAUGAUAAAUAUGAAGAAUUCGAUGAUAAGGAACCCACUUUGAGACUAAUAAUGGCUGGAGACGGCUUGAAUGGGUAAUGAAGAAAAACUUUAACAUAAAUUUAACAU
Molecule: messenger RNA, 6444 nt
Organism: Limulus polyphemus (Atlantic horseshoe crab)
Lineage: Eukaryota; Metazoa; Arthropoda; Merostomata; Xiphosura; Limulidae
Product: Ca(2+)/calmodulin-responsive adenylate cyclase-like
Exons: 19
Coding region: 1-5121 (1706 amino acids)
Biological process (GO): cAMP biosynthetic process; adenylate cyclase-activating G protein-coupled receptor signaling pathway; intracellular signal transduction
Cellular component (GO): plasma membrane
Molecular function (GO): adenylate cyclase activity
Source: RefSeq, a predicted model, not a curated record